AUGGCAAAGCUUUCUCAACGGUCCCGCUGGGUUCAGCUGCGACUUGAGCGUGCUGAAAUCUUCAAGUCACUGAUGCUCAAGGAUGAUCUUGAACCCGUCGUAUCGAGCAACACGAUCUACAGUAUUAUUUACAUGACCACGGAAGCUCUCGCUGAGUCCUUCAACAUUGCCAAAGCCGCCAUCAAGGCUUCUGGCUCUGAAGUCAUGGUUGACGCCGUGCUCAUGGAGGCUCUCUUGGCUGAAGUCUUUGAAGGCUGGGACAUUCCGGCAAGCUGGAAUCGACUUGAUAAUGCUGAUGUAGAUUUCUCCAAUGGGAACGCAGAUUCACAGGCCUCCUACUGCGUCCAUCUCAAUUACUAUCCUCCUUCCCUGCGUUUCUACUAUGCCGAUACCGUCUGGGGCCGGGAGCUGGGCCUUGACGAGAUCAAGAUCAUCUUCCACACUCGCCACGAAAGCAUCUCGCGCCAUGAGCAUAUGGAACUCCUCGAAACAGUUGGCAAGGACAUGCGAGACAUGAUCGCAAAAGAGAAUAAGUCUCGUGCGAUUAGGUACAUUCGCAGGAUGAUCAUUCGCCGCAACAAUGCAACCAUUGACCCGCGUCGUGCGUUGCAACAGCAUCCCGACACAUACCACUUCAUGGAUUUCGAUCUCGAUGUCAUGCAGAGAUACCCGUGGCUGAAUGUUGUGCGUGGCUCGAUCAAAGCGACUCAGGGUUUGUUUUCUUCGAUGCAAGCUGCGUCUGGAGUGGCCCAGGGCAAGGGUAGGCGCGAGAAUUUCAAGCAGAAGCGCAGCGUCCGUUUCCCCGAAGCGACUUGGAAAGAUACUGCUGCAUCAAGCCAGUAA
This is a messenger RNA of Emericellopsis cladophorae, 843 nucleotides long. RefSeq lists its product as uncharacterized. The transcript is spliced from 2 exons. The record is from RefSeq and is a predicted model, not a curated record. Lineage: Eukaryota; Fungi; Ascomycota; Sordariomycetes; Hypocreales; Bionectriaceae. The coding region runs from base 1 to 843 and encodes 280 amino acids.